Wyeomyia smithii (pitcher-plant mosquito) is the source of this 4533-nucleotide messenger RNA. RefSeq names its product eukaryotic translation initiation factor 5A (gene eEF5). The coding region runs from base 431 to 913 and encodes 160 amino acids. The transcript has 4 exons. Gene Ontology annotation, biological process: positive regulation of translational elongation; positive regulation of translational termination. Gene Ontology annotation, molecular function: ribosome binding; RNA binding; translation elongation factor activity. The record is from RefSeq and is a predicted model, not a curated record. NCBI's taxonomy places the organism in Eukaryota, Metazoa, Arthropoda, Insecta, Diptera, Culicidae.
GGAAAAGUGCUGUAUAUUCCAUUGGAAACGGUAACUUCUGGUGCUGCAUCGGGUGGCCUGUUUGCGUUGACCCGAGUGCGAGUAACAUCCCGCUCCAGUAAUUGGUGUUUUCCGUGAAAAAUCAAGAAAAUUUUCGGUUUUGCGUGGACAACUUGAAUUUUGAUUGGUGACUAGGCGAGCGAAUGAAAGAGUGAAUAGCGUAGGAAAGAUCUUGAAGAUCGUCACAUCGCCGACAGCGUCCGCAUUUAUACAACAAAUUUUGUUUGUAUAAAUCGUGUUUAGUCAUCGACGGCCAGGCGGCGACCAGCUCAUUAGCAAAAGUAUAUAUAGGAAGCCAACGCCUCACUCGCAUCCAGCGAAACGCUCUCCAGUUAUUUGUUUUUUUUUCGUUUGGCUGAUCCCAAAAAAGGGCAAAACCCCCUAAGCAGCAAUGGCCGAAAUGGAGGACACCCACUUCGAGGCCGGAGAUUCCGGUGCAUCUGCCACCUUUCCGAUGCAAUGUUCAGCGCUGCGUAAAAAUGGUCACGUUAUGUUAAAGGGACGUCCAUGCAAGAUCGUCGAAAUGUCCACCUCCAAAACAGGCAAGCACGGUCACGCCAAGGUACAUCUGGUCGGCAUCGACAUUUUCACCGGCAAAAAAUAUGAAGAUAUUUGCCCAUCCACUCAUAACAUGGACGUACCACACGUUAAGCGCGAAGACUACCAACUCACUGAUAUCGAUGAUGGAUUUUUAGUUCUUAUGAAUGACGGCGGCGAUCUACGUGAAGAUCUUAAGAUUCCAGAAGGUGACUUGGGAACCCAACUCCGUGCUGAAUUCGACGCUGGCAAGGAAUUAGUUUGUACCGUUCUUAAAUCGUGCAACGAAGAAACUGUGAUUGCCAUCAAGAACAACACAUCUGCUGAUAAAAACUAAUACCUCGCCCGUUGCUCGUUACAUCCCGCGAAUUGCACCGACAGAACAACAACUUCACACAGAAACGACACCCCGAUAAGAUUAUUAAAGCGAAAAAGUUCAGAAAAACUCAACAACUAUUACAACUACUGCUACUAUUGCGCUACUACAACCAACAACAACACAGUCAUAAUAGAGGAUAACUAUUAUUGCAAGAAACGUUCCUCCCCUACUUCUGUACACAAGUUGCAAAACAAAAUCAUUAACUACAUAAGCGAGGUAAACACUAAAACACACAGACACAGUUGCAUCUCUUAGUAUACAGCUAUUAUUACAAAUUAAAGGAAAAAAAAUUAAGAUAAUACUUUCUGGUAAAAGUAAUAAGUUGAGGUAAUAAAGAACAUUGAGCAGCAGCAGCAAAAAAAAUGUUAAAUUCAAUCACACGAACGGUCGAACGGGAAGAAGAAGCGAAGGAGCUUUACGUGACACAAAACCUAAUUCAUGCCAGGAGCAGAGGAACACAAACGCAAAACAGACAGACAGAGACAGGAAACAGGAGAGAGAGCAAGCGUGAGACAAGAGAAGCACGUGUUCAGCGUUGGUAUGGGCAGGAGCCAAGUUCCCUUUUUUGUACAAUGUUUCAACAACAAAAAAAACCAACGGUAAAAAAGCAAGAAAAAACGAAACACAUUAAUUAUUAUAAUAAAUUUAAAGAAAAAAAACCAAUAUAAUAUAAUAAAAAUAUUAUAAUAAUUUAAUGAAAUCAAUACAAGCAAAAUCAAUAAUUGGAGAAAUCUAUCCGUGCGAAAGAGAUCACACCAAAACAGCAGGCGAAAUACGUAAAGAAACUCAAAAAGUAAGCGCGAGGAGGAGAAGGAAGUAAAUCAGCAAACAAAGGUUGAGGGUCAAGGAAGAACAUCUUAUUCCAAAACAAAAAAAAAAACGAGGAGAAACACAGCAAAUUUAAACAGCAAGCUAUGUUGAAUAAAAUAUUUAAUUUUCUAACAAAACAACACGCAGCCUACGUUGUCCAAUCGAAAAAUUAAUUGGCUUAUUUCGAAAAUAAAGAAAGCUCUUGUAAGUAAGCAUAGAACAGUCGACAACACUUUUGCACGGUUCACAGCCCCCCAGGCAGAUGAUGUAAAAAUGAACGUCGUCAGUAAUCUUCUGGUGGGACAAGUAGUUGUACACAGCGCAGCGCUCCCGGCUACUAGGAAGUAACUCUUCAACAACCCAUAAGAGACAGACGCGGACUGCUGAACGGGGUGUGGGCUGCCAAGACCUAAUGAUUGACGUAAGGUGAGAGACAAGUCACUGUUGGAUUUCCUGUUCUGUUUAUAAUUUGUGUUUUUUUGGCUUGUUUUUUAACUAUAAUUUGGGCCUCGUUUAUUUUAUCAAAACGAACAACUUAAAUAAUUAUUUACGGACCUCUCGCUACGUUCCGUAGAAGUAAAGUAUUACGGUAGAAAAUAUAUCAAUGAGCACGAGAAACUAGAUCUACUUUUUCGUGCUUGUGAAACAUGCAUAUUCUAUGAGAAGAUAAAUCGAAAAGACUUGAACCCAAGGUGCGAUGAGCGAUGAGUUAUUGGUACAGUUGUAGUUCUUUCUUUGCUAUAUCGAGAUGUGUCAAGCAUUUUCAACACUUCUCACGAAUCUGCUUGGAACACGAAUUACAUCCAAACAUUGUUCGGCCGUUCGUCGUCGCGAACCACGAUUUGCUUCUCAGCGACUGUCUGGAAAACUUUAUUUGAAGUAACUGGUCGGAAGAAUAGACUUGAAGUCCGAGCUAGACGCUUUUAAGUACUCAAAAAACCUUCGAACGAUGACAUUGGUUCCGAUCAUUAAAACAGGCUUCAUCGAGGCUUGUGCCACAGUGGAUUAUAUAGUCGCAACCCUACCGGUUUAUUUUAACUACGAAUAAAGGGUUCUAGGAUGACGCGAGCUAGUCCCGAAAAAAGGCCCGAAGCGGAAAGUAAAGGAAUGUCAAUCGAAACAACGCAUCGGUGGCCACGGGAUCAAGACAGCGAAGAAAGUGACGUCGUCAAUGCAGUGGCAACCCAACAAAUCUAACAAUGACCCCAAUCUAACGUCCAAAGAUUUACGAUUUCAUCUUUUCGAAAAAUUUCCAUUUUUAUUUUAAUGCAGGCGAUGAAAUAUCAAUCUUUCAUUUGUCCUUGAACUCUACAUCCAACAGGGAAACUGACAUUGGCACAGCAUUAAACAAAAAAACAGAAGACGAAGAAAAAAACGAAGAGCAGUGGAGGAGGAAGUCGGUUCCAGAAAAGAACAGUGAGGACUAACUGUGCAUGAUAGAUACACCGGGCGUAAACGAAUGGAGUAUGCAAAAUACAACAAAAAAAAUAUAUAAAAUUUAAACAAAUACCCCCGCUACUAUAAGUGCGACAAGUGUAACAAGUAAAUUAGGAAGAAAAUAAUUGAAGAGGGAAACAAAGAUGAACUAUUAUUAUAACUAAUGUGAAAAAGGAGGAAACUGUAAUAGGAUAACUAAAGAAAUGCAAACUAAUUGUAACACGACAUGAGAAAAACAAAUAAGAAAUUCUACGGUAAAUGUUAUUAUAAUGAAAGCAAUCUUUUCUACAAUCUUAUGCGUUAUUAGAAAAACUAAGGAUAGCGUAUGGUUUAGUUUUUCGUUACGUUAAAGGUUUUUUUCGCUUGUUUUUCUCAAUUUUCCGGAAUGAGAACAAUCGUACACUGUUUUAAACACAUGCGGGCGCUUGCGCUCCAGCCAAUUAUCGUCUUACAAUUUGAGGAAUAAACAUAAACAGUGCAGCUGAGAUUAAGUCAACAACUGUGACAAACUAUUUUUCAUGCUACAAAAACAAUUAGAAACGUUUUGUUAGCGGUUUCAGUUCUUCCGACAGUCACACUUCUUUUCCUUUGAUACUCUUUAAACAUUUCAUCAAAAGUCUUGAGUUCUUAUUUAUAAAAUAAACCAAAACAGUAACAGUGCAAAUUAUCAACUUACAAUUCAUAAACGUUGGCAUUUAUUUUAUUCAAAAAUGUUUACUUUUAUAUACACCGCGUAAAACUGAGACGGAUGCAAGCUGCGUAGAAGAGCGUAAAAUUUGAUCAACUAAUUUCAAAUCGACAUUACUUAUUGGCUUUGAGGUGAAUUAGUUGCAUCAAUGCAGGAAAAAAAUGAGGUACCGAAAUUUUUACUUUAAGUGAAUCUUUAUUGUUUUGUUAUAAAAGAUUAAUUAUUAAUUUUUGAACUCACGUAUCAGCAUAAAUAAAUCCUGUGAGCAACCUACAAUAAUUGUACAGUGAUAAAAAAUGAUAUUCAUUGGAACUUUUGGUUUACCGACUUAGUCUUUUUUUUUCAUUUUCUCCUUACUCUAUUUUUAAAACAAUAAGCUCUAAAGAAAUUACCAUCAAAACAGUGCUCACUUUAUUUUUAUAUGGUCAGCUCAGCAGAAAUCAAAUAUUAGGUUCAAAAUCCAUUAAAAAAAAACUACGCAAGACGUGCAUGCAGAUGACACUCAAAAACAUGGAAGAAAGCAAGUAAAACAUUGUUGUAGCAAGAAAACAAAUCCCCAAAAAACUGUUUUUUGUCAGCAAAUGUGGAGCAAGGCGAAAUAAAUCAGAAAAGUGAGAAAUCGAAAAAUAAUGAUUUUCAACAA